Molecule: messenger RNA, 1224 nt
Organism: Microthlaspi erraticum
Lineage: Eukaryota; Viridiplantae; Streptophyta; Magnoliopsida; Brassicales; Brassicaceae
Source: the annotation of a GenBank genome assembly
AUGGCCGAUAUUUGUUACGAGAACGAGCAAGUGGUGAAGAAGAAGACGACGGCGACGACGAGGAGGCGCGAACGGAGCUCGUCACAAGCAGCGAGGAGGCGGAGAAUGGAGAUCCGGCGGUUUAAGUUUGGCUCCGGCGAACAAGACGUCGUGUUCGUCGACGGCGAUGCACAGAAGCGGAGGAGAGGAGAAUCCACCGUCGCCUCAGCCUCCGCAUCCGCCGUACUCUACGAGUUAGCGAAUGCUGAAACGGCGAAGGAGGUUGUCGUCUUAUGCGAGUCUCUGAGUGCAUUGCCUGAUCCGGAGGCGUAUCCUAAAUACGGCGUCGCUUCAGUCUGCGGAAGAAGACGGGAAAUGGAAGACGCCGUUGCUGUACAUCCGUUUUUCUACCGUCAGAAAACGGAAUAUUCCUCCACCGGAUUUCACUACUUCGGCGUUUACGAUGGCCACGGCUGUUCCCAUGUGGCGAUGAGAUGUAGAGAGAGGCUACAUGAGCUAGUGCGGGAGGAGUUGGAGGCUGAUGAUGCUGACUGGAAGAAGUCAAUGGCGCGUAGCUUCACGCGCAUGGACAUGGAGGCUGUCGCGUUGAACGCCGGUGGUGCUGCGAAUUGCCGUUGCGAGCUUCAGAGGCCGGACUGCGACGCGGUUGGGUCUACCGCUGUGGUGUCCGUACUCACGCCGGAGAAAAUUGUGGUGGCGAACUGCGGCGAUUCCCGUGCCGUUCUCUGCCGGAAUGGGAAACCCAUUCCUUUGUCCUCCGAUCAUAAGCCGGACCGUCCGGACGAGCUAGACCGGAUUCAUGCAGCGGGUGGUCGGGUUAUCUACUGGGAUGGCCCACGUGUCCUAGGGGUACUUGCAAUGUCACGAGCCAUAGGCGAUAAUUACCUGAAGCCGUACGUUAUCAGCGAACCGGAAGUAACCGUAUUGGACCGGGUCAACGAAGACGAUUUCCUCAUACUCGCAAGCGACGGUCUUUGGGACGUCGUCUCGAACGAAACUGCAUGUAACGUCGUCCUAAUGUGUUUGAGAGGAAAAGUCAACGGUCAGCUAUCUUCCUCACCGGAAAGGGAUCUCGCCGGCGCCGGGAAUGUGGUGCUGGGAGGAGAAGAUACAUCGGAUGAAGCGUGUGAGAAGGCGUCGGUUUUGCUGACGAGGCUUGCAUUGGCUAGACAAAGUUCUGACAACGUGAGUGUUGUAGUGGUUGAUCUCAGAAGAGACACGUAG